Molecule: messenger RNA, 1175 nt
Organism: Physella acuta
Lineage: Eukaryota; Metazoa; Mollusca; Gastropoda; Physidae
Biological process (GO): protein folding; protein peptidyl-prolyl isomerization
Cellular component (GO): mitochondrion; cytoplasm
Molecular function (GO): cyclosporin A binding; peptidyl-prolyl cis-trans isomerase activity; RNA binding
Source: RefSeq, a predicted model, not a curated record
AGCAACUUUCAUUUACACAAAAUGGCAGCCUCCAGUAACAAACGUCUUGUUUAUGUAGGAGGGUGUGCAGAGGAAGUGGAUGAUAAAGUUUUGCAUUCAGCGUUUAUACCUUUUGGCGAAAUUAUAGAUAUUCAAAUGCCUUUGGAUUAUGAAACAGAAAAACACAGAGGAUUUGGCUUUGUAGAAUUUGAAACAGCUGAGGAUGCUGCUCAUGCCAUCGACAAUAUGAAUGAGUCUGAACUUUUUGGGCGCACUAUCAGAGUCAAUUUAGCCAAGCCAAUGAAAAUAAAAGAGGGAGCUUCUAAGGCAGUCUGGGCAGAUGACACGUGGCUGCAGGAACAUGCAGGCGCCACACUUAAAGACAAAGAAGGAGAGGCAGCACCAAACAGUGAAGCUACAGAGGAGAGGGGGGAGAAAAGGACAGGUGAAGAAAUACAGGAAACCUCAUCACCAGCCAAGAAAUCAAAAUCUUCAGGAAACCCGCAGGUGUUUAUGGAUAUUAAAAUUGGCAGUAAAGAUGUUGGAAGAAUUAUCAUAGAAUUGCGGGCAGACGUAGUGCCGAAAACUGCAGAAAACUUCCGGAGUCUGUGCACUAAUGAAAAAGGAUUUGGAUACAAAGGCUGCACCUUUCACAGAAUUAUUCCCCAAUUUAUGUGUCAAGGUGGUGAUUUCACCAAUCAUAAUGGUACAGGAGGAAAAAGCAUCUAUGGGCGCAAGUUUGACGAUGAAAACUUCACACUCAAGCACACAGGCCCAGGUACCCUCUCAAUGGCAAACUCAGGACCAAACACAAAUGGGUCACAGUUUUUUUUGACAACAGAGAGAACUGAAUGGUUGGAUAACAAACAUGUAGUUUUUGGAAAAGUUGUUGAAGGAUUGGAUGUUGUAAGAAAAAUGGAGGCAGUGGGCAGUAAAUCUGGCAAGCCUUCUCAGAAAGUUGUUAUUUCUAAUUGUGGAGAACUUGUUUGAUUUUAAAAAAAAUAUUUGUUAGUUGUGUCCCUUGUAUGUGUUUUAAAUGAUGGAACUUGUUAGGCAGUUAAUUUCUUUGUUAAUGUUUUCUGUAAUUGAUGAAUGUCAACUGAUGAGAAUAAGCAAAAAAAAAUGUAAAAAAAAAUACUUGUAUAUACAAAUAUGUAAAUACUACUGAUGCCGAAAAAUAAAAAUGAAAAUUGAAA